AUGGCACGGAGGAGCUUACACCAGAAGACUAUAUUUUGCUUUCUGUCAGCAGACCUGUUUCUUCACAAAGGAAAUGAGGUGAGAGAUCCAAAGUCUCUUACCACCAUUAGAAAACUGCCUCACCAUGUACGCGCCCCUGAUAAUGUGUCAUUAGGUAUUAAAUCUUUGCUUUUACAGCUUUAUUACCAACAGGUUGCUUUAGUGAUCGAGGAAGAAUUUUAUAAGAGAAAUGUGCUUUUGGGGAAGGCUUAUAUAUUUUCCAAUUUAUCCCUGGAUGAGCGUUGCCUUUCUGCCUCGUUGGUUUGCAAGUACUGGCGUGACCUUUGUUUAGAUUUCCAGUUUUGGAAGCAGCUGGAUCUUAGUAGUCGUCAGCAGGUCACUGAUGAAUUAUUGGAAAAAAUUGCAUCAAGAAGUCAGAAUAUAAUUGAAAUCAACAUUUCUGAUUGUCGCAGUAUGUCUGAUACAGGCGUAUGUGUUCUAGCAUUUAAGUGUCCUGGACUUCUUAGGUAUACAGCCUACAGGUGUAAACAGCUUUCUGACACUUCUAUUAUUGCGGUUGCCUCUCAUUGUCCUUUACUUCAGAAAGUUCAUGUAGGCAACCAGGACAAACUUACUGAUGAAGGACUCAAACAGCUGGGCUCAAAGUGCAGAGAACUCAAAGAUAUUCAUUUCGGCCAAUGUUACAAGAUCUCAGAUGAAGGCAUGAUCGUCAUAGCUAAGGGCUGUCUGAAAUUACAAAGAAUAUACAUGCAGGAAAACAAAUUAGUAACAGAUCAGUCAGUGAAAGCAUUUGCUGAGCACUGUCCUGAACUUCAGUACGUUGGCUUCAUGGGUUGUUCGGUUACUUCUAAAGGAGUCAUUCACCUAACCAAGCUACGAAAUCUUUCCAGCUUGGACCUACGUCAUAUCACUGAACUGGAUAAUGAAACCGUGAUGGAAAUUGUCAAGAGGUGCAAAAAUCUUAGCUCUCUCAAUCUCUGCCUGAACUGGAUCAUAAAUGACAGGUGUGUGGAGGUCAUUGCAAAGGAAGGACAAAACCUGAAAGAGCUGUAUUUGGUGUCCUGUAAAAUCACAGAUUAUGCACUGAUAGCCAUUGGCCGGUACAGCAUGACAAUAGAGACUGUGGAUGUUGGAUGGUGUAAAGAAAUUACAGAUCAAGGAGCCACCCUGAUUGCGCAGAGCAGCAAAUCUCUAAGAUAUUUGGGACUGAUGAGAUGUGAUAAAGUCAAUGAAGUGACAGUGGAGCAGCUGGUGCAGCAGUACCCCCACAUCACCUUCAGCACCGUGCUGCAGGACUGCAAGAGGACCUUGGAGAGAGCCUAUCAGAUGGGCUGGACCCCCAACAUGUCUGCUGCCUCCUCCUAACACUCCUGCUCCGCGUAGGUCCACUCGGAUCAGUCAGCAGGGCGGAGAGGAGCAGGAGAUUUGGGGCAGGCGAUUCCUUGGAAGGGUUUUAACUGUUCCACGUGUACGGGUGUACCCGAGUGUGUAUAUUUGUGUCUUGUUUGCAUACUGCAUAGCGUAAGCGCAAUUGCUAUUUGUUCCCAGGUGAGCUGGGGUUCUUUUUUUUUCCUUAAAAAUUAAAGAUUUAAAAAGCCACACACACCUUUUAGUUUUUAAGUUCAAAGACUUGUUUCUCUAAAAAUUUUUUCUUCCUAUAGAACCAAAAAAACAUCGGUCUAUUAUUUUGAGCUUCUAACUACUGCCUCUUGAAGAUGCCCCAAAAUAAAUGCAACUGUCUUGUCUUUUGAUGGGAUAGAAUCGUGCACUUCUGAUGAUCACCAGACCAGAAGUGAUGUUGCACUAAUUGGAAACCAGGAAACCAGUACCCUGCAAAAUUUCAAGCACGUACACACAUAUACGUUCUUACACUCCUUCAUAAACAUGCACACGUGCGUGCGUACACAAUUCCAGGGCAGUUUCUUUCUAGACCAUUUCUGACACAGGGGCGUUCCUCCAGGUCACUGAGGAAACAUGUCAUCCACUGUGGCUCUGCCUAACUCACUGUAUCCACAGAUGGUCAACUUGCUAUCUGGAGAUGAAUUAAGCCUUCGGUGAAGUUUUUAUAUGGAGGCAACGAUCUGAACUCCCCUGGCCAGCUCACAAAAGUUAAUUAUUCAUUAUUUUGCAAAUGUGUUCUGUUGAGUCCUGAAUAUUUCAGUGAAGUUUUGUGUUAACGUUGUGUUAGCUUUUAUUUCAUGGAUAGUAACUGGUCGAGAUAUAUUUUAAUGAUAUUUGGAGCUAACCUUAGCAUUCUCCACAUUAAAGGCACCAAUGUAAUUAAUAGUGUGCAGUUAUUUAAAAAACAACCCUACCGAUCAUUUAAUUAUUUUUUUGUUAAUUUUGGUAAUUAUGAACAUGUAUUUCUGAAAUUUGGAGGUAGUCACAUGAAUAGAAAAUUAAUGAGUGAGAUAUAAGUAGACAAUCUUCCUAUUACUUUCUUUUUUUCUUUUCUCUCUUUUUUUUGCUUUGCUUUGAGCUUUAGAACAGGUUUUAUGGAUAUAUGCAUGUUAUUUUUGAAUAGUUCUUGUGCUACUGCAAAGAUCUAUUGCUGGUUAAUGUAUAAGUUAAGAGGAAAAAAUUAGAAAGUCUUUUCAUUAAGAUUUUGUUUACACUUGUCAGAAAUAAGCAUUUCUUUGUUUAAAGAUUGCCAGCUUUCAGUUAAGACAAUAUGGAUAAGUAAAUGAAUAUGUGUUUUGAUUUCACACAUCUUUACAAUUAAUUCAUAGUAGGGACUCAGGCUCAAGUAAACUUGCCUGUGUCUAGAUUUAUAAUCAAGACCACAGGGAGCCUUUUUAAGCUAAAGAGUGAUUAUCUUUCACAGUAGAGCUAGAUACAAAACCCUGACUUGUGAGUUUGCUAUUUAUUCUCCCCCAAUGUGGACAUAACUGGGUUUUUUUGGUCUUUAACAGAUAUACUAAGGUUUGAGUUUCACUUUCUGUAAGCCCCAAUAUGGCUAAAAUGAUACUAGCUGUAAGAAACAAAAUAUAGCUUUACAUUCAAAUACUAUUCACUUAUUUAUAAAGACUCCUUUUUUGUAAACACUGUUUCCUUUGAUUACGUCAACAUGUUUCUGAUGUGGCAUUGUUUUGCUUUUAAUCCCAAUCAGUUAAGAAAAUCUACUUAGUAAGCACCAAGGGUAUUUUUUCCAUCACUAGAUAGAUUACUAAUUUAAUUUGAAAGGAAUACAAUUUGUGUAAGAUUAAAAACUGUUUAUUAUUAAUAAAAGAGUUCGUCUUGCACAUCAAAUAGUAUUGUUUUCAUAUUCAUUUCCCCACCACUGA
Puma concolor (puma) is the source of this 3284-nucleotide messenger RNA. The record is from RefSeq and is a predicted model, not a curated record. NCBI's taxonomy places the organism in Eukaryota, Metazoa, Chordata, Mammalia, Carnivora, Felidae.